AUGGACGACAACCUAUACAACGGCAUUAAACAUUACUUGGAGACACUCGAAUACCCACCGAAUACCACAACAGCAUCAAAGAAGACGAUUACAAGUCAAAGUCGACUUUACUUCGUGAAAGGCGAACAACUCUAUCGGCGAGGACCACAAACGCGAUUAGUUGUCACCAAAGAUCAAGUCAAUAGCAUCAUUUGGAGCGAACAUCAACAUCCUUUGGCGGGACAUUACAAAUUCAAGAACACCCUGGAUCGUAUACGACGGCGUUACUAUUGGCCAAGAAUGGGAAACGACAUCAAGCAAUACAUACAACAAUGCGAUCGGUGCCAAAAACAAGGAAAUCGAAUGUUACAAGAGCAACUACACCCAAUACCUGUAUCGGAGAAGCCCUUUCAAGAAAUCAGCAUGGACAUCAAGCAUGUACCCAUAUCUCGAGCAGGACACAAAUACGUUAUUGCGGCGAUUUGUCUCUUCACUAAAUUCUUUGAGGCUAAAGCACUCAAAUACAUCACGGCGACUGAAGUUUCAUACUUCCUUUAUUCAAGAAUCAUUUGCCAACAUUCGACUCCCAAAUACAUCAUAACUGACAACGGCAAAAGCUUCGUAAACGAAAUAUUUGCUACCGUUUGUCAACAAUACUCGAUCACACACAAAUUGGCGUCAACCUAUCACCCGGAGACCAAUGCAAACAUCGAACGAUGGAAUCGAACUUUCGGGCAAAUCCUACGUACCCUACCGGAAGAAGAAAAGCGAGAUUGGCAUCUCUAUUUGCCUGCAAUCGUCUAUGCAAGCAGGACCACAAGACACAAAUCAACAAAACACACCCCAUUCUUCCUCACUUAUGGUCGAGACCCCCAUUCACCUUUGGACCGACAUUUGGAGGAUCACGAUGACGAUGAUGAUGAAGAUUUAGAUGAGGAUGAAAAUCAAGAUGAAACAGAAAAAGAAAUAGAAAAAGAAGCAGAAAAAGAAGAAAAGCAAAUAAAAGAGAUCAUAGCACAUUUCAAAUGCCACAUAGAGCAAAUCAAACAAAUCAGAGCACAAGCAUUAGAGGCUAUUUGCAAGUCUCAGGAGACCCAAAAAAGACGUUUCGAGAAGAAAAUCUUAUCCACCAAAAGAGAGCUUAAACCCCCAUUCAACAUUGGCGACCACGUGCUUGUAUACAAUUCAAGCUUGGAUUCCAAGCUUUCGAAGCUUUGGCAGCAAUGGGAUGGACCAUACAUCAUACACAAGGUCAAACGGCGAGGCACAUACAUUCUCAAGACGCUCAACGGCGACACACUACCAGGACCAGUACAUGGCAAUCGCAUGAAGAUAUAUCGAUUACCGCACACGGAAUGCAGGACAAUGCAGCAUCAUGCAUCCAUCUUUCCUGAAACACAAGAUAAUGCAAAUCAAAUCACCAGCAGCUCAUCUGAUGACAAUGAUCAUUCCAAUGACGAAACAACAACCGAUACCAGUGAUACGGAUGGCUACUCCACACCACCAGGUCUUACACGACUGCGGCCCAUCAUUGAGAUCCCUACCUUACCAUCCUCAUUACAACAACAAAUACAACAACAAAUACAGCAAAGAUCACGCUGA
Lichtheimia ornata is the source of this 1581-nucleotide messenger RNA. RefSeq lists its product as uncharacterized. NCBI's taxonomy places the organism in Eukaryota, Fungi, Mucoromycota, Mucoromycetes, Mucorales, Lichtheimiaceae. Bases 1 to 1581 code for a protein of 526 amino acids. Gene Ontology annotation, biological process: DNA integration. The transcript has a single exon. The record is from RefSeq and is a predicted model, not a curated record. Gene Ontology annotation, molecular function: nucleic acid binding.